AUGACUGCUGUGGCAUCACCACCUAGUGUGCAAUCGGGGUCUCGCUUGGGAUGGUACAGCACUGGUAACGGAGGACAAGGAGCUCUGUCUUCAGCGAAUGCAGACGAAGUUUCACGGAUGUUCAUGCCACGGAAGCAAGUCCACCGCUCCAACUCCUCAUCUUCCCUCGGAUCGAACUCCUCUACAUCGACGGUGACCAGCAGCCAGCAAGAGGCCUAUGCUGAGCAAAAUUCUGGCGGUGAAGCUGGCACCUGGUCAUCGAAGAAGAAACCUACCCGGAGUCUCUGGCCUAGCUCCAAGGCCGAGCCUGUAUCAGGAGUAACAAAUACCCGAUCACAGGCAGUUCCCGCGCUCUCCUCGGGGCCAACUGCCUCAUCGACCAUGUCUGCUAUGCAUCAACCAUCAACCAUCGUCCCGUCACAACAUAUGCUCCAAUCAUCCCAGCAGAAUGGUGUUCGGCAUUCUAAUGGGCAGUCCUCGGAUCCCCCUGCUAUUCUGGCCCUGACACCGUUGAAUGGAACGUUUGAGAAGAAGCAAAUCAAUGUGCCUUUCUUCCCUGAUGUUCUACGGGUCGGUCGUCAGACGAAUGCCAAAACAGUGCCCACGCCACUGAAUGGGUAUUUCGAUUCCAAGGUCCUCUCUCGGCAGCAUGCUGAGAUAUGGGCUGAUAAAUCUGGAAAGAUCUGGAUUCGUGACGUGAAAUCCUCAAAUGGCACCUUCGUUAAUGGCCACAGGCUGUCUCCUGAGAACCGCGAAUCAGAUCCGCACGAGCUUCGUGAAAAUGACACCAUGGAAUUGGGAAUCGAUAUAGUCAGCGAGGACCAGAACACUGUUGUUCACCACAAGGUCUCUGCUAAAGUUGAACAUGCUGGCCUCUAUGGAACUACUCCGAAUAUCCUUGACCUCAAUUUUGGAGACUUGGACCCUGCUUCUGGUGGAGGCCUUCUACCAUCACCUCUUAGUCAACCACUUUCCCAUCUUCGGGGGCGAUCAGGCAGCAAUGCGAGCAACAGGAGUGCCCAGAGCACCUCCAGCAACCAGAUCAAUGCCAUGCACCAGCAACGGCAGAUGAAUUACUGGAGCUCUCCUAUUUCUGUCGAGCAGGUCGUCAAGAGACUCACGAGCGAGUUGAAAUCGGCGAAGCAGCAAUCGCAGGAUCUUCGUCAGACUGACGAGUUCUUGGCGGCGAUCAUGAAACCUGGCUAUCCUGAGAAAGAGAAGGCCACCAAGCCGACAUCUUUUGAGAACAGCGCUCCUCGUCAGCUGAAUGGUCGCCCGAAAAUGCCCCGUGUCGACUCCUUUUCCAGAUUCUCGGAACCUCCCGCUCCUCCUCCCCAGCAACCUCUCCCAGAGAAACCUGAUGCUCCACGAUCUGGGCCUGAUUCGUUCUCGCCUCUGAAACGCAGUGACACCGACAAGCCCAAGUCGGUCUCCAAUAACUCACCUGUCUCUCGUGAUUCGAGCCAGAUCUUGUCUCUUAUCGAGGCACUUUCAUCUGCCAAGCGAGAAAUCGAUAACCAAGGGGCCCGUGUCAAAGAAUUGGAAGAUAUGCUUCUCCAGGAACGAGCCGCUCGCGAGUCCGCAGAAGAGAAGGUGAAGAAGCUGGAAAUGCGCUCCGCAUCGGAUGAAGUAUCCAAGUCUGAGAGUGCUAUUCAUACACCGGAGACCGAGUCAAAGAUCAAGCUGGAGCCAAACGACUCGACAAAUGGCCUCCCUAUACCAACUGCUGUCCCUCCGCCUUCUGAAGUUGACCAGAAAGAACCAUCUGCGGAGGUGAAUACCACGCAGCUCCAGCGCCGCCUUGAAAAUAUGAUGGAAGAGAUGGAGGAGAUGAGGAAGCAAAUGACUUCAUUCAAGGAGCGCGCCGAGAAGGCCGAGGAUGAAUCGAAUGAGUCGCGCAAGUCGUUGGCUGAGAUGAUCGAAACCCUGCGAAAGGAGCGUGCGGAGGAGGAAUCGACCUCCGUGGCUGGAUCGAAGCCAGACGCACAAGGCCGGGACUUGAUGAAGACCAUCUCUGGACACACGGUCCCGACAGAGAAUGGGUCAGCCGAGUCCAAGACGGACGGCUCAUCUCCACAACGAUUUGACCCAGUCACCCCAAAGAGCAAAGAGUUCGACGCUACGGCCACUGCCUUCGCUACACAACACCGGCGUAAUUUCCUGGAGGAGGCAAGUCCAUAUGCAUCCAUGUUCGGUGUGGUUCUUCUUGGGGUUGGCUUAAUGGCCUAUCUUAACGGGUGGCAAAAGAUGGAUAAAUAA
Molecule: messenger RNA, 2259 nt
Organism: Penicillium cinerascens
Lineage: Eukaryota; Fungi; Ascomycota; Eurotiomycetes; Eurotiales; Aspergillaceae
Exons: 2
Coding region: 1-2259 (752 amino acids)
Cellular component (GO): cytoplasm
Molecular function (GO): protein binding
Source: RefSeq, a predicted model, not a curated record